UGAAGCAGGUGAAUGUCAACUUCAAUCCAAAAACAAAGAAAAGUCAGAAGGCAAAAACAUGUGAAAUAAAAAUUGAAAUUCAGAUCAUUUAAUGAACAUAUCCACUCUCUGUUCUUCUCCAUCGUCCCUCUCUUUCUCUGAAUCCGAUGCUGAACUCAUCAUCGUCCAUGGUUGUCCUCCUCACUCUAGCACUCAUGGCUGCUUCUUCUUUCUCAUCUGAAGCAGCUAAUAAGUCCAAAGCAUUCUUCAACGACAACUUCGACAUAAUGUGGUCCAAAGACCAUUUCACCACUUCCGAAGAUGGACAGAUCUGGUAUCUCUCCCUAGACAAAGACACAGGAUGUGGUUUCCAGACAAAGCAAAGAUACAGAUUUGGUUGGUUCAGCUUGAAGAUGAAGCUGGUAGGUGGUGACUCUGCUGGUGUAGUUACAGCAUUCUACAUGUGUUCAGAGAAUGGAGCAGGACCGGAGAGAGAUGAGAUCGAUUUUGAGUUCUUGGGGAACAGAACAGGGGAGCCAUACUUGAUUCAGACAAAUGUGUAUAAAACUGGAACUGGUGGACGUGAGAUGAGACACAUGCUUUGGUUCGACCCCACUGAAGAUUAUCACACCUACUCCAUCCUCUGGAACUACCACCAGCUCGUAUUCUUCGUGGACAAAGUGGCCAUAAGGGUGUGCAAGAGCUACGGCGAAAUGAACAAUUUCUUCCCAACAGAGAAGCCAAUGUACUUAUUUUCAAGUAUAUGGAAUGCAGAUGAGUGGGCUACAAGAGGAGGACUAGAGAAGACUGAUUGGAGACUAGAUCCAUUUGUGUCAUCCUACAAGGACUUCACUAUUGAAGCCUGCCAAUGGGAAGAACCUUACCCUCCAUGUGUGUCCACCACAACUCAGAAUUGGUGGGACCAAUAUGAUGCUUGGCAUCUCUCUGAUGACCAGAAAAUAGACCACGGUUGGGUUCUCAGAAACCUCGUCGUUUAUGAUUAUUGCAAAGACUCCCAACGCUACCCAACUUCUCCACAGGAGUGUUCUCUCAGUCCAUGGGAUUAAUAAUGAAUCGGCGUGUAUGCCAUUAAUCUUGCUUUUUUGUUGAGUCGGUUCGUGUUUAGGACGCAAAUGUUUCAUAAAUACUAAGUGGAUGCAUAAUAAAUGGCAAGCAUUGAUUGCAAUGAAUGCAUUUAUCUCUUUUGUUUGUAAUAAUGGUGAGUUUUUGCUCCUCCAAAGCAUAAAAGACAGAA
This is a messenger RNA of Neltuma alba, 1234 nucleotides long. RefSeq names its product probable xyloglucan endotransglucosylase/hydrolase protein 8. Gene Ontology annotation, molecular function: hydrolase activity, hydrolyzing O-glycosyl compounds; xyloglucan:xyloglucosyl transferase activity. The record is from RefSeq and is a predicted model, not a curated record. The transcript is spliced from 4 exons. Gene Ontology annotation, biological process: xyloglucan metabolic process; cell wall biogenesis. NCBI's taxonomy places the organism in Eukaryota, Viridiplantae, Streptophyta, Magnoliopsida, Fabales, Fabaceae. Gene Ontology annotation, cellular component: apoplast; cell wall. The coding region runs from base 147 to 1046 and encodes 299 amino acids.